Molecule: messenger RNA, 5408 nt
Organism: Oncorhynchus masou masou (cherry salmon)
Lineage: Eukaryota; Metazoa; Chordata; Actinopteri; Salmoniformes; Salmonidae
Product: CDK5 and ABL1 enzyme substrate 1-like
Exons: 10
Coding region: 151-1854 (567 amino acids)
Biological process (GO): regulation of cell cycle; nervous system development
Cellular component (GO): cytosol
Source: RefSeq, a predicted model, not a curated record
AAUACUGCAGACACGUAACCAUCCUGUUUUAGUCAGUUUAAGCUUGCACUUACAAUACAAGGCUUUAACAUUUGCUAUCUACAUAAGCACACUUUUAAUGUCAUAUUGACAAAACCUUUGCUCGCCGAUUCGAAUCGCUGGAAGUGGACCAUGGCGGCUGCCACGAGCAGCAAUACAUCCACAACCACGCUUCAGAUAAAGAAUUCCAGUAUCGAGCAUACGCGGAAACGCAUAGACCCUCGGAGGAGACAAGCCGCACUCUCUUUUCUCAGUAACAUUUCUUUGGAUGGUCGACCGGUGCAAGAUGAUGCCGACAAUCAGAUCGAAGAGGAUAAUUCAAUUGAGUCGAGGACUAGACAGAGCCUGGUUUCUGCAGGAGAGCGCCCGCUGUACGCGGCUGGCAGUGGCACAGGGGUAGCGACCCCCACGGCCACCCAGGCGCUCGCUAUUGCAAACCAGGCUCUGAUUGCUAACGCACGAGAUAGUUUUGGGAUUGGUCCCGCCGCUGCAGCUCAAGCGUGUACAGAUCCGGAAGGGGAUGCUUUCGGCCCUUCGAUUUUCAGUUCGCCUUUCUCUGCAGUACCAGCCGCGAUUAGAGGCAGGCUUCAGACCUACACUCAGGGAGUUGUGCCUGCUGCCUACUCCAGGCAGGCUUCCCAAGGCUUCUGUUUGGAGGGAGGACAGAUAGCCAACUCUGUCCUGGAGCUGCAGAGAUCAAGACGGAGGCUCAUCUCUCAGCGAUCCUCCUUGGAGACACUGGAAGACAUUGAGGAGAAUGCCCCUCUACGCAGAUGCAGAACCCUCUCAGGUUCACCCCGACCAAAGAGCUUCAAAAAGGUCCACUUCAUCAAGAACAUGAGGCAACAUGAUAUGCGCAAUGGAAGGAUAGUCCUAAUCAGUGGCAGAAGAUCCUUGUAUAGUGUAUUUUCUGUCCUGCCCUAUCGAGAUUGUAGCCAAGCAGGGGAUGUGAAACUGGAAAGCGGGCGGCAGCGUCACCCCUCGGGCGGGGUCAGUGCCAAGGAGAUGGUGAUCGGGCUGGAGGGAGUGGAGCUGGGGGCCUAUGGAAAGACUGUAUCAUACACUCAGUUCCUGUACCCCACCAACGCCCUGGGCAGCGGACGCAGGAACACCAUCGACUCCACUUCAUCCAUCUCUCAGUCUCGUAACGCCAGCCACCGCAGCCUCAGCUUGGGCCGGGCCAACAGCAAUCAGAGCAGCAUCGACACAGGGAAUGAUCUGGGGGACUUGAUCCGGGAGUAUGACCCCAAUCUGUUGGACGAUCCCCAGUGGCCGUGUGGGAAGCACAAGAGAGUCCUCAUCUUCCCCUCCUACAUGACUACAGUCAUAGAGUACGUCAAGCCUUCUGACCUCAAGAAGGACAUGAAUGAGACGUUCAAGGAGAAGUUCUCCCACAUACGGCUGACCCUCAGCAAAAUCAGGAGCUUUGACCUUUUAGCGUUUGUCUUCUCUCCCUGCCUUCACUACUUUCAACCCCCCAACCCCAGUCUGAAGAGAGAGAUCCGUAAAUUGGCCCAGGAAGAGUGUGGCUAUGAGGAACCCACCGUAGCCAUGGCCUUCGUCUACUUCGAGAAGCUGGUCCUCCAGGGGAAACUCAACAAGCAGAACCGCAAACUCUGCGCCGGUGCCUGCGUCCUGCUCGCUGCCAAGAUUGGCGGAGACCUCAAGAAGCACGAGGUCAAGCAGCUCAUAGACAAACUGGAGGAGAGGUUUCGUGUGAACAGGAGAGAGCUGAUAGCCUUUGAGUUCCCUGUGCUUGUAGCCCUGGAGUUCAACCUAUACCUGCCUGAGCACGAGAUCAUGCCCCACUACAGACGCCUCGUCCAGACGUCCUAGCAUUAGUGACCCGUCAGGAGGAGCACCUAGACCAUGCCCUUCUGAUCCAGGACCAGAAUCUACACCACACCCUCCUCCCCACCCCACCACUGGGUGGCACGACAUUGUCUCCUCUCUGCAGUCUGGGGAUGCAUUAUGGACCAUGAUGUGGGAGCUCCACUACACUCUACUGCAGGCCACAUUCAUAUGUUCAUUUUCAGAUCAAGAUUUGAAAGCAGCCAAAGUGACACAUUUCCAUACACAUUCUUACUUCAACAUUUUUCUCAGACUUUUACUCCUACAUUUGAAACUAGUUACAUCUUCAAAAGACUUACACUAUCAUUCAAAAGUUUGGGGUCACUUAGAAAUUUCCCUGUUUCUGAAAGAAAAGCAAUUUUUUUGGUCCAUUAAAAUAACAUCAAAUUGAUCAGAAAUACAGUGUAGACAUUGUUAAUGUUGUAAAUUACUAUUGUAGCUAGAAAUGACAGAUUUUUUUAAAUUGAAUAUUUACAUAGGUGUACAAAAGGCCCAUUAUCAGCAACCAUCACUCUUGUGUUCCAAUGGCACAUUGUGUUAAAAGGCUAAUUGAUCAUUAGAAAACCCUUUUGCAAUUAUGUUAGCACAGCUGAAAACUGUUGCUCCAGUCUAAAGGAGGUCAGUUUUAUUGUUUCUUUAAUCAGAACAUCAGCAUUUGUGGGUUUGAUUACAGGCUCAAAAUGGCCAGAAACAAAUAACUUUCUUCUGAAACUCAUCAGUCUAUUGUUAUUCUGAGAAAUGAAGGCUUUUCCAUGUGAGAAAUUGCCAAGAAACUGAAGAUCUCAUACAACGCUGUGUACUACUCCCUUCACAGAACAGCGCAAACUGGCUCUAACCAGAAUAGAAAGAGGAAUGGGAGGCCCCGGUACACCACUGAGUAAGAGGACAAGUACAUUAGAGUGUCUAGUUUGAUAAACAGACGCCUCACAAGUCCUCAACUGGCAGCUUCAUUAAAUAGUACCCGCAAAACACAAGUCUCAACGUCAACAGUGAAAAGGAGACUCCUGGAUGCUGGCCUUCUAGGCAGAGUUGCAAAGAAAAAGCCAUAUCAAGGACUGGCCAAUAAAAAUAAUAGAUUAAGAUGGGCAAAAGAACACAGAUACUGGACAGAGGAAGAUUGGAAAAAAGUGUUAUGGACAGACGAAUCUAAGUUUGAGGUGUUCGGAUCACAAAGAAGAACAUUCGUGAGACGCAGACAAAAUGAAAAGAUGCUGGAGGAGUGCUUGACGCCAUCUGUCAAGCAUGGGGAGGCAAUGUGAUGGUCUGGGGGGCUUUGGUGGUGGUAAAGUGGGAGAUUUGUACAGGGUAAAAGGGAUCUUGGAAGAAGGAUGGCUAUCACUCCAUUUUGCAAUGCCAUGCCAUACCCUGUGAAUGGCGCUUAAUUGGAGCCAAUUUCCUCCUACAACAGGACAAUGACCCAAAGCACAGCUCCAAACUAUGCAAGAACUAUAAUGGAGUGGCCAACACAGUCACCGGAUCUCAACCCUAUUGAGCAGUUGUGGGAGCAGCUUGACUGUAUGAUAUGUAAGAAGUGCCCAUCAAGCCAAUCUAACUUGUGGGAGGUGCUUCAGGUGCUUCAUGGGGUGAAAUCUCUUCAGAUUACCUGAACAAAUUGACAACUAGAAUGCCAAAGGUCUGCAAGGCUGUAAUUGCUGCAAAUGGAGGAUUCUUUGACGAAAGCAAAGUUUGAAGGACAGAAUUAUUAUUUCUAACCUUGUCAACAUUUUCUAUUCAUUUUGCAACUCAUUUCAUGUAUGUUUUCAUGGAAAACAAGGAUAUUUCUAAGUGACCCCAAACUUUACGGUAGCGUAUGAAAGGGAGAAUCCUAUCUUCCUCCACUUUGGAAAAACAAACAAAAAAAUAUCAACACUUUUUACAUCUCUGCUUUUUUCUUUGAGGUUUCAUGUCAUCUUUCUAGUUAAAGAGCAUUGCAAGAUGAUUUUUUUUGUCAAAGCAAAUUAUUGCUUUGUGAUUGUUACAUUUGCACUAAUCACAUUUUUUUAUUUUUAGAUCCCAUUUUUAUUUUUUUGAGAGAGAGAUUGAUUUCAUUGGUCCCUCGUUCCUAUGUGAAACUUUGGCUUGUUUUGGUUGCCUUAUGACCAUCAUAAGAAUGAAUUGCACUGCAGCUUUUGACAGGACUGUUAUCAAAGUGAAUGUGCUUUUUGAAAGACAUUUUCCAGUCUCCUCACUAGAAGUAUACUUUUGAAUAAUGCAGAUAUGGAUGGAUGUGAUUUGAGAAUGACUUGUGAUGAAACAAACGGAUUCUGAUCAAAUUCAGUUGACUCAAACCACAAAAGGGCAAGUUGAUGUAAAUGGUUCCAUUUAUUUUCUCAUCCAUUUACCCUUUUCUAUUUUCUAGCCACCAAUCCCACUAUCAGCAUGACAAUUUAUAUAAAAAAAGGUAAAAUACACAGAUUUAAUGGGAUUUUAUACUGUAUAGUAUUCAGUACAUUUUAAGUACUCUUCUUGUUUUCUACCUGUGGAGUGCUUGCUUUGGACAUUCGGUGACUGACCUACUCUUAUCAGUGUGUAGUCUCUCUCCUGUGCUCUAUGUUAGAGUGAGUUAUCGGUGCGUUUCUGGUGCUAUACUGGAGUGAGUGGAAAGGUAUUGGAAGCAAGUCAUGAUGAUGCCAAUGACCAAUGAUACAGAUCUGGUAUUGAAGCUGAACUUCUUAACCACAAUAUCUGUCAUGACCGGACCAAGUGUUUAAAUGACAUGGUAUCUGUCAUGACUGAACCAAGUGUUUAAAUGGCAUGGUAUCUGUCAUGAUCGCAAUAUUGUUGUGCCACCAAUCUUUUAUGACGAGUGGUUCAAGCUCGAAAGUCACAUUUGGAAUGGUAUGCUAAUGGGAUUGUUGUGACAUCAUAGCAGUGUUACCAAGAGUUUCUCUUAUUUUAUUAGAUCCAACUUUAGUCUUUUGAACACUUAUCUUUUUCUUUGGUUUGAAUGGACAAAUCAAACGGGCCUUACAGAAACAAACUUUAUGCUACAUGCACAUAUCCAUGUCUGAUCAGAAAGUUUAGGAUGGUGAAAAUCCUUUUGUCAUGCACCUUAGCCACGCCCUACAUUCAAUGCUUAUUAAAUUGCCCUUUUCAAAUGUGUGUAGCUGUAAUAUUGACCUGUAAUGUUGGGUAUAUAUUCUUUCAAUCUGAAAUUGACUAUAUAAACUUUGAUACUACAACGUAGGUUGAUACUGAACUAUGUCACGGAGAAACAUGGAUACAUUGUUCAAGUAAAAAUAGACAAUGUGUGAAUUGCCAUGUGUUUGAAUCAGGCCUAUUGUAUUCAACACAGAAGGGUUGGAUAAAACAAGUUUUAUUUUACUUUAAUCUGAUUGAGUAAUCAGAAAAGAUGGAUACUGCUGAAAUUGGGGUGAAAUACAUUUGGGAGAAGUACUGAUUCUAUUUGUAAGCCCAAGAGGUUUUGCCAUAGGAUACCCACUUUUAGGCUUUUCCAGAAAGCUGAUGGUCAACAACAACACGUGCGUAUGUUUGUAAAUAUACUGCUUUGCUUGUUCAAUAAAAACAAGAUUCCUGAA